Molecule: messenger RNA, 3571 nt
Organism: Hippoglossus stenolepis (Pacific halibut)
Lineage: Eukaryota; Metazoa; Chordata; Actinopteri; Pleuronectiformes; Pleuronectidae
Gene: irf4a
Product: interferon regulatory factor 4a
Exons: 9
Coding region: 128-1522 (464 amino acids)
Biological process (GO): immune system process; regulation of transcription by RNA polymerase II
Cellular component (GO): nucleus
Molecular function (GO): protein binding; RNA polymerase II cis-regulatory region sequence-specific DNA binding; DNA-binding transcription factor activity, RNA polymerase II-specific
Source: RefSeq, a predicted model, not a curated record
UCUCCUCUUGAACUCCUCAGAGCCGGAGAGGCUCCUCCCUGCCACAAAUCAAGAUGUGAUAACGUUUAAAAAUACGACACAGAGAACUUCUAAACAGAUUUCAGCAGGGGAGCUCACACGAUCAAAGAUGAACCUGGAUGAGGACAGCGGCCUGACCGUCAGCUGUGGCAACGGCAAACUGAGACAGUGGCUGAUCGACCAGAUCGACAGCAGGGGUUAUAUCGGAUUGGUUUGGGAAAACGACGAAAAGACAAUUUUUCGGAUUCCGUGGAAACAUGCAGGGAAGCAAGAUUAUAACAGAGAGGAGGAUGCCGCGCUCUUCAAGGCAUGGGCACUGUUCAAAGGAAAAUUUAAGGAGGGUGUGGACAAGCCAGAUCCCCCCACGUGGAAAACUAGGCUACGCUGUGCGCUCAAUAAGAGCAACGACUUCGAUGAGUUAGUAGGAAGAAGCCAACUGGACAUCUCAGAGCCCUACAAAGUCUACAGAAUCAUCCCAGAGGAAGCCAAAAAAGGAAUGAAGAUGAACAGUAUGGAGGAGACACCAUCACAUGUGAAUGCCCUUGGCUACAUUCCUCAGUAUGGCUCCCUGCAUAACCAGGUGCCUGGCUACAUGGUCUCUCAGGAGAGGAGGGAUUGGAGGGAUUACUCGCCAGCCGAACAACAAGCCCUCGCUCCUCCACAUCACCACGGGCCACAUGCAGAGCUGCAGUACGGCCACUACCCGUCACCCGUCAGCCGCGCUUGGCCCGGGUCACACGCAGAAAAUGGUUUUCAGCUCUCGUUCCACACGCACUUUGCAGAGUCGCAACCCCCCAUGUAUACAAUGGACCACAACAACGCAAUAGCAGAUUUCAGCCUGCAUGUGUCCCUGUUCUACAGAGAGUCUCUGGUGAAGGAAGUUACCACCACCAGCCUGGACGGUUGUCGGAUCACCUCUUCUUCCUCCUCUUCCUCCUCCUCCUCUUCAUCCUCUUCCUCCCCCUCUUCUCCAUGCCCCGAGGACAAGAUUCACAGCGGGGCCGAAAUCAUCCUUUUCCCGUUCCCAUACCCCGAGUCCCAGAGGCAGGGUGCUGAGAUGCUUCCUAACGUACUGGAGAGGGGGGUGCUGCUGUGGAUGAUGCCCGAUGGGUUGUACGCAAAGCGCCUGUGUCAGGGACGAGUGUAUUGGGAGGGACCCCUGGCUCCAUAUCUGGAUAAACCCAACAAGCUGGAGAAGGAGCAGCCAUGCAAACUGUUUGACACCCAGCAAUUCCUUAUUGAGCUUCAAGAUUUUGCCCUUAAUGGCCGACAUCUACCGAGACACCAGGUUGUGCUAUGUUUUGGGGACGAGUAUCCUGACCCACAUCGGCCAAGAAAGAUGAUCAGAGCACAGGUGGAGCCAGUGUUUGCCAGAAAACUGGUUUACUAUUACCAGCAGAACAACGGCCACUUCCUGCGAGGCUACGAUCACGUCCAGGAACAUGCCACAUCUCUAACAAUCGACUAUCCUUCGCAAAGACCUCUACAGCACAUUCAGGACUGAUACACACACACACACACACACAGACACACACACACAGUGUAGGCCAUGGAGGUGACGGUAAACCACUGGUCGUGUAUCACUUCUUGUGUCUGUAGUCUUACUGUAAAUGGCAGAAGUGCACGGGGAAGACCCUGUUGCUUUCUUUUGCACACCUUUGUGUUGCAGUCUUGGUAAUGUCUUGUUUUUUGUUUCUUUCCACUAAAAGUAUUAUUGUGACAGCUUGAAGGAUGCGGUUUGAGGGGGGAUGGAGGGGUGGGGCAGAGGUCGACUCAGACAGGAAGUGCUCGUACAGGUGCACAGGAAGAGUGGCCCCCCGAGACGAAAACUGGUGCGACGAAGUGGUAAACCCAGAGCAUGAAUGAGUACUCAAUGUGUUUUCAGAGGUGGCGGCUGAUAGUGCCAUUGUCGUGAUCUAUGCCAUACGCAGAUUGGCGUAUGGCAUAAAACACAAAAAUGCUUGGACUGUGACGUGAGAGAAAGACUUGUCUGGUUGUUUAGUAGAGGAAGUUCAUAUCGCAAAUCGUUUCCCUCUUGGCUGCAGCAUGUGGAGCAGGACGUAUAUUUAUGAAAAUCGAUUUCUACUGAAUCUGAUUGAUUUAAACGGGACUGUUUUGAUUGUGGUGGAUAAAGCCCAUAUGCCUGCUUUAUGUACAUUGCAAUUGAAUGUACCGCUGUAUUAUAUUUUCAAGCUUUAAUGUCACGCGAGGGUUUGUUUACACAUUUGUCUGAUAGUUGUUAGCAAAGGAAAUUAAACCUGUGAAUUUAGGUAUCAGUGCAGACAGCUAUUAAAUCUAUAUUUAAAAAAAGUUGCAGAGAACUCAUGAAGACUAUUCCUGUCUUUAGACACACAAAAGCAAAGCAAAGGAUUUUCUAGAACUUUGGGUUAGAGGUCACCAGAAUAUUUAAGAGAUAAUAAUUAAUUUUUAAUACUGAAACAUAUCUUUUCUGUUAACUGGACUUAGCUCUAAUUAUUUGAAACCCUAGUUCCCAUUUAAACUACUCACAACAUCAACAUACAGACAUGAAACAUGGCUGUGCAUUAACUUCGCACAAGCAAAAUGAGUAGGGACCUGUGGCCGAUAACUGAUUAUCAGGGAGCAGGCCUGUGUCACCAGAAACCUCUGGCCAUGAUGAGUGAACUUGACCUCACUGUAGGAAGUUGACUGGAAAAAGUCACACUCAUCUCGUAACUCGCGAGGUACCCGUACCUGUUCCUCUUCACCUGAAACUAGCGGCCUCUCAAAUGGGAAGGAAAACUAGCGCUGUGGUGUGUGUGUGUGCAGGUUCAGGAGGGAGUACCUCUCUGGUUCUCAUGCCUGAGAUCCACUGGAUGUGCCAAUCACAAAAAAAAAGCCAUUCCAAGACCUCCACAAUACGUCUGUUUCCUAAUUAGGGACAUAGGGAGACACACAAUGCAACAGCUGGUUGUGGAGUCUGUCAUUGUGUCGAAGUCCUAAAGAAUGAUGCAGCAUUAGGAGGGACACAGGUUGUGUUAUGCUUACUUCUGUGGUCCAGAGUUUCGAUCUCAUUUACUUCCUUCACACUUAAACCACAUCACUUUCACAAUGGCUUGAAAAGUAUGACCCAAAUCACAGGCGGGAAUGUUUGUGCGUGUGCAUGUGUGCGUGUGUGUGCAUGUGAACGAACCAUAAAUCUUUUUUUCCACGGGGUGAUAUUUUUGUUUAUUACCUCACAGUCAGACAUUUGACAUUUUGACGUCAGAAUCUAAUUGUGAAAUAAUACCAGAUUCAUAUUCAGUGUGCUGUUAUGGUUUGUGUGUAUGUGUAGUAAAGAGUUAUAUGUGGUCGUGCGUGUAGGGAGGUAUGUGUGUUUCGUCGCACAGUUUCUCUUAUCAGAAAGUGACAUCUAUGGACUCAAGAUAAAACAUGUGACUCCCCCACCUACAAUGGCAGUGACUCAAGUAUACAAACACACACUUCUAUCUUAGUGAGGACACUCAUUGGCAUAGUGCUUUCCCUACCCCUUAACCUAACCUUUACCAUCCAAACUAAAUGCCGAACCCUAAACCUAAUUCUAACCCUGAUACUA